AUGAUCGUCGAAAGUAAACCAAAUAAUUCAUCAAAAGAAAAGAACGAAGAAAAUGAUAUUAUAAAUAAAUGUGAUGAUUCCACUAAAAUAAAUGAAAAAGAAAAUAUUUCUGCUGUUGAAAAAGUGGGUACUAAUGAAUCUGGACAUAUGAGUAAUGACAAUAUAAAUAAAAAUCAAGAGAAAAACAAAAAAAAAAAAAAAAAAAAAAAUACACAUAAAAAGGUAAAUAUAAAUAAUACACAUAUAAAUAUACAUACAACUAAUGAUAAAAAUAACGGACAGGAUAUGAACAAACCAGAGGUCAUCGAGAGGGACAAUAUUAUUAAUAUAAAAAAUGAUACAAACAAUAUUUUGGACUCCAGCUAUAAUGAAGAAGGAAAUGAGAACAACAUGAACGACAUAAAUAAUAAUAAUAAUAAUAAUAUUAAUUAUAAUAAUAUUAAUAAUAGUUGUAGUAAUAAUUAUGGGUUAAAAAAAAAAAUUACCCUGCUUAAAAGAAAUGAUAUUAAAGAUGAAGGGUAUAACAACGAAAAUAUAACCACUCUGAAUAAUAAAAAUAAUUUAAAGAAUAACAACAAUUAUAAUAAUAAUAGAAAUAACAAUAAUAAUAAUAAUAAAAAUAACAUUAAUAAUAAUAACUACAACAGUAAUAAUAAUAAUAAUAAUUGCAGCUCUGAAAAAACACUAGAACAAAGAGAAAAGGAAUACAACAAAAUUAGGGCCAGGAUCUUUUCCAAUUUUAAUAAAAAACAAAAAAAUGUUCAGAAAACAGAACAAAAUAAUUUAAAUCAUACAUAUUUAAAUAAUAAUAUUAUUAAUAAUAUAAACCAUGGAGAUAACCAAUAUGCAUAUAUCAAUAACUUUUAUCAUAUAUAUCAUAGUAAUUCAUAUAAUCAUAUUUAUAGACAAAAUAAUAUUCCUAUAUGUAAUAUAAAUAACCACGCACCUAAUCUUGAAAAGUUAAAUAACCCAUAUUAUUAUCAUGAUAAUCAUAUAGCUUAUACAAAUUAUAUAUACUCUACACAAAAUAAAAUGAACAAUAUGAAGACCAAACAGAUUGGUCAUUAUGGUAUAAAUAAUGAAGAUAACAAUAAUAAUAAUAAUAUUCAUAAUAAUAAUAUUCAUAAUAAUAAUAUUAAUAAUAAUAAUAAUAAUAAUGUUCCUUUAUGUAUUCCACAACUUGACAAUUAUAAUAAAACAAAAAAUAAUUUUAACAAAUGCACAAAUAAUUUUAACAACGCAAAAAACCAUAUCAUACAUAACAUAAAUAAUACAAAUAAAAAUAUAGAACAUAUGAAUAAUCAUUCAAUAUAUAAUUUUGUUUAUCCAGAAAAUAAAAAUAUUUAUGAUACAAACGGUAAUCUUAUUAAUAACAAUAUAUCUUAUACACAAUUAAAAAUGAACAACAAUAUAAAUUUUAAUAUACACAUGGAAUCACCAAUAAAUCAACAACAUAAUAAUUCUUUUAAAAUAAAUAAUGAUACAAAUUUUUUUAAUGAACCUACAAAUAAAAUGAAACAAAAAAAUAAAGAAAAAAAAAAUAUACAUUUUAAUAAUAAUAAUAAUAAUAAUAAUAACAACAACAACAACAACAACAACAACAACAACAAAUGUUUAUAUAAAGAUAUUAAUCAAAAUGAUCAUAAUAAUUCUAUUAUGAAUACCAACCAAAAUUUUGAUCAUAUCAAUAACGUCAAAAAUACAGAACAAAAUUCACAAAAAAAACACAAUAAAAUGUCUCAAGUUUCGAAACAAUCAAACAAUAAAAAUAAUAAAAAUAAUAGCCACUUAAAAAAACAAAUUAAUAUAAACACAAAUAAUAAUAUGGAUAAUAAAAAUAAUUCACAUCUAUCAAAAAAUGUUAUUGUUGAUGAUAAUAAAUUAAAGUCAGCUCAUGGAGAUAAUUCAAAUGAAAUAGUUACAAAGGGAAAAAAAAAGAAAAACACCAAUAAAAAAAAAAAAAUAAAUAAUAUCAGUAGUAUGAAUAAUAUCAAUAAUAUCAAUAGUAUGAUUAAUUUGAAUAAUAUGAAUAAUUCAAUAUAUUUUCCAAAUGUAAAUAUUCAGAAGGAUGAUUCAAAUAUAGCACUUUUAUACAAUAACAAGCAAAAUAUGGAUUUCAGUAAUUAUCAACUUAAUCAUAUAAAUAACAAUAUGAUACAAAAUAACAUAAUGACAAAUAAUGUUAUGUUAAACAAUAAUUUGCCAACAUCUAAUUUUAAUUAUAAUUUAAUUAACUAUUCAUAUGAACCCUUUUAUGAAGAAAACAUAAUGAACGACUUAGAUUAUUGUAGAGAUAUUUCUCUAUAUGAAAAAAGAUAUGACAGAGGUGAUCAUUUACAACAAAAUCAUAAGCGUUAUGAUAUUGACUUUCCCUCGUUAUAA
Plasmodium reichenowi is the source of this 2382-nucleotide messenger RNA. RefSeq lists its product as hypothetical. NCBI's taxonomy places the organism in Eukaryota, Apicomplexa, Aconoidasida, Haemosporida, Plasmodiidae. The coding region runs from base 1 to 2382 and encodes 793 amino acids. The transcript has a single exon. The record is from RefSeq and is a predicted model, not a curated record.